Messenger RNA from Microcebus murinus (gray mouse lemur), 2244 nucleotides. NCBI's taxonomy places the organism in Eukaryota, Metazoa, Chordata, Mammalia, Primates, Cheirogaleidae. The record is from RefSeq and is a predicted model, not a curated record.
GGCUGGACUGGGCUUGCGCGGUGUCGACGCGAGCGCCGGCGCGCCGUCGUUUGAAAGGCCCGAGCCUCGCGCGCUUGCGCACUUAAGCCCGCGCGGGGAGCGCCUCCUCUCCGCCCCCCAAACCCCGACCCUUCCUCAACCUUCCCGCCGGGAGGAGCCCACAGCGUUGUAAUGCCGGAGAUACGCCUCCGCCAUGUCGUGUCCUGCAGCAGCCAGGACUCGACCCACUGUGCAGAAAACCUUCUCAAGGCAGACACUUACCGAAAAUGGCGGGCAGCCAAGGCAGGCGAGAAGACCAUCUCUGUGGUCCUACAGCUGGAGAAGGAAGAGCAGAUACACAGCGUGGAUAUUGGGAACGACGGCUCGGCCUUCGUGGAGGUGCUGGUGGGCAGCUCGGCUGGGGGCGCCGGGGAGCAAGACUAUGAGGUCCUUCUGGUCACCUCAUCUUUCAUGUCGCCUUCUGAGAGCCGCAGUGGCUCAAACCCCAGCCGAGUUCGCAUGUUUGGGCCUGACAAGUUGGUCCGGGCAGCAGCUGAGAAGCGCUGGGACCGUGUCAAAAUUGUAUGCAGCCAGCCCUACAGCAAGGACUCCCCCUAUGGCCUGAGUUUUGUACGGUUCCACAGCCCCCCAGACAAAGAUGAGGCAGAGGCUGCAGCCCAGAAGGUGACGGUGACCAAGCUCGGCCAGUUCCGUGUGAAGGAGGAGGAUGAGAGUGCCAGCUCCCUGAGGCCAGGGGCUCUCUUCUUCAGCCGGAUCAACAAGACGUCACCAACCACAGCCAGUGACCCAGCAGGGCCCAGCUAUGCAGCGGCUACACUCCAGGCCUCUAGCGCCGCCUGCUCAACCUCUCCAGUGUCCAGGGCAGUAGGCGGCACCUCCAAGGUGAGAUCAUCACACUCUCCUCCAGGUGGGUGGAGGAGGAGAGAAGCUGGAGGCCUUAACCCAUCCCUACCCUCCCAGCCUCAGGAGUCUCCCAAAGGGAAGAGGAAGUUGGAUUUGAACCAAGAAGAAAGGAAGACCCCCAGCAAACAGUCAGCCCAGCUCUUACCGCCUGCCGUCAAGAGACCCAAAUUGCCACUUCCCACCCAUACCACAGCUGCAGCCCCAGUGCCUGCCCCAGCACAGGGGCCAAUGCCAGGGAAACCUCGGGGAGAAGGCACUGAGCCCAGAGGACACCGAGCUGGUCCGCAGGAGCUGGGGAAGAUCCUUCAGGGUGUGGUGGUGGUGCUGAGUGGCUUUCAGAACCCCUUUCGCUCAGAGCUCCGGGACAAGGCCCUAGAGCUGGGGGCCAAGUAUCGGCCAGACUGGACCCCGGACAGCACGCACCUCAUCUGUGCCUUUGCCAACACCCCCAAGUACAGCCAGGUCCUAGGCCUUGGAGGCCGCAUUGUGCGUAAGGAAUGGGUGCUGGACUGUCACCGGAUGCGGCGGCGGCUGCCCUCCCGGAGGUACCUCAUGGCGGGGCCGGGCUCGAGCAGCGAGGAUGAGGAAGGCUCUCCCAGCAGCAGCAGCGCGGAUGAAGCCCCCAAGCUUCCUCGAAAGCGCCCCAAGGCCAAAACCAAGCCCCCUCAGACAGCUGGACCCACCUCACCCCAGAAGCCCCCAACCCCUGAAGUGACCAAAGCAGCCUCGCCCAGGCCCCAGGAAGAUACUGACACUGAGGGGGAGCAGACAGAAGGACAGGACAAUGGAGCAGAAGAUUCUGGGGACACUGAGGAUGAGCUGAGGAGAGUGGCCGAGCAGAGGGAGCAAAGGCAGCCCCCUGGCCAGGGGGAGAAUGGUGAGGACCCGUACGCAGGCUCCACGGAUGAGAACACAGACAAUGAGGAUCACCCAGCAUCUCCCGACCUGCCAGUUCCUGAGCUCCCAGACUUCUUCCAGGGCAAGCACUUCUUCCUGUACGGGGAGUUCCCUGGGGACGAGCGGCGGAAGCUCAUCCGAUAUGUCACAGCCUUCAAUGGGGAGCUCGAGGACUAUAUGAGUGACCGGGUCCAGUUUGUGAUCACAGCACAGGAGUGGGAUCCCAGCUUUGAGGAGGCCCUGAUGGACAACCCCUCCCUGGCGUUCGUCCGUCCCCGAUGGAUCUACAGUUGCAAUGAGAAGCAGAAGUUACUUCCCCACCAGCUCUACGGAGUGGUGCCCCAGGCUUGAAGUAUGUGCUUGUGUGCAUGUACUCGAGUGCACACACACACACACACACACACACACGCAGAGAUGAGUUUAAUAAAGAUGGCAUAGUUUGGA